CCUAACGAUCCGAAGUCGAAUGCAACUAAACCUCUUGGCUCCUGAAUUUUUUUUUAAAAAAGAAGCUCAUGUCUAAAGAGUUUAUCAGCUGGUAAAACCCUAAAAACUUCUUUCCAUAUGCUUACAAUUUAGCCGGCUCCAAACAAGAACAACAGCAGUCUCUUCAGUGGUUGCUGUUGUUCAUGGACAGUCCAUCCAAGUUGAUGGUAAUGAGCUCUCGUCGAGACACACUUAUUAUCCUCGCCUCUACACGUGAUAUAUUGAGCAGUCUCCCAGACCAAAUUAUCUAUCAUAUUUUCUCAUUCCUUGGUGCUAAUGAUACUGCACGUCUUGGUGUAGUGUCAAAAAGGUUUAAUCAACUAUGCACAUCUAGCCCUUACCUGAAUUUCGUUGCGGAUUUUGAUUCUGAUUAUUCUGAUCCUAGCUGUUUAAGAACAAGGUAUACCGAUUUCUGUUCUUAUGUCAAUAAAGUGCUGCGAUGGCGCGAAAAGACUGGAGGAGGGCUACAACGUUUGCAUGUUCAUUGGCACUCCUGCAAGAAAAGAAGGUUUGAUAUUGGAGAGACUGCUGUUAAUUCAUGGGUUACUAUUGCUACAAAGUGUGGAGUUGAAGAGCUUGACAUGCUACUCCAUGUAGACCCAUGGAGAGGCUAUUCUUUGCCGGGUUGUGUUUAUAACUGUGAAUCUUUGAGGGCUUUGAAAUUGAAUUUGCAGAUGGGGAGGUUCAAUUUUCGAGUAGCAGGGUGGGACUGGCUCAAGGACCUGUGGCUAGAUUCAGUUACCGUAGAGGAUAUAUAUUUUGGACAGAGGAUUUCUGAAUGGUGUAAAUCUCUUAAAAGGCUAACUCUCGAGGAUGUUGAUGGCAUUAGUGGUGGUCUCAAUAUGACAACUUCAUCUCUUGAAGAGUUGACAAUAAGUGGUUGCGAUUUUGCUUUUACUGGUGGGAAUUUUAACAUAUCUAGCUCAUCUUUUAAGACUUUGACAAUAUACAGGUGCCAGUUUAAAGCCCAGAGGCAUGUUAACCUUAACUGUCCAUCUUUGGAAAAUCUGACAGUCCAUGACUCUGAGUUUGGAAAAUGUUUUCUUUGUAAGAUAAGUUGUGAAUCUCUUGAGAAACUAAGAGUCUGUGGGUCUAGUUUCCUUGAAGCCUGCCAUUUCCGCAUCGCUUGUCCAUCUGUUGGCCAAGUCAUGAUUAGCAGCUGCAGGUUUGCAGGUACUUGCGUUCUUAACAUCAAUAGCUUUUCCCUUCAAGACUUAACUGUGUCAGAGUGCAACUUUAGCUCUCUAGGAAGUGCUUUGCAAUAUUUGCCCCCAGUAAAAGACUUCCAAGCAGUUCCACGCCUCCGCAGGCACAUCAUUGUCAAGGCUGCAAACCUUGAGAAAUUGAAUAUAAGCUCCUCAGAUGAAUAUUCAUAUGAAUUUCCUCUGAAAAUUGAUGCCCCCAAUCUCAAGGUCUUAUGGUGGGCUGGAGAUCCUGUAGAUUUUAGUUUUUUGAAGCAGGACAUGUUCAUGUCACUAACGAGCGCAGGGAUUUAUAUUGAGCCUUCUUGUCAGCAUAAGAGUGUGGAAUCUGAUCGUCAUUGCAAGCGUUCAAAGAGUUUAAUCUAUUGUGCUGCCAAGCUCCUUCAAUGUUUAAGUGAAGCCAGAUUCUUGAGAAUAAAUACCUGGCCUAUUGAGAUUUUCUUUAUGCAAAAUGAUUAUCCCAUAGUUUUCAAGAAUCUACAAAACUUGGUUCUGCUAUCUGAUGGUUCACUUGCUGACCAAAUUCCAUUCAUCGCCUCCUUCCUCAAGGGAAUGCCUAACCUAAAGAAACUAAUAAUAAGUUGUUUCGAUACAUCCCAUGAGCUUUCUGAUCCAAAUUUGAUUAAUUUCUUGGGCUUGAAGUCAAGGAGCUUUAAUGUGACAGAAGUCAGUCGGGAUUUGAAAAUUGUAAAGAUAGAAGCUGUUCAAGCUCAACAGUGCAUGCAGAAUGAUGGCAGGAGAAGACUAAAGCUUUAGCUCAAGAUUUUAUUUGAACUUAGGCAGAUAUAUAUUUCUUACAGUAUGGUUUAUAAAGUUCCUUAAUUAUCUGACAACCUUUCCCUACAAUCCAUUAAUAAGUACACCGAGAAAAGCUACCCUUGGAUUCUAA
Messenger RNA from Populus trichocarpa (black cottonwood), 2130 nucleotides. Its product is annotated as F-box/LRR-repeat protein At4g14096. The record is from RefSeq and is a predicted model, not a curated record. Gene Ontology annotation, molecular function: protein binding. The transcript has 4 exons. The coding region runs from base 183 to 1997 and encodes 604 amino acids. Lineage: Eukaryota; Viridiplantae; Streptophyta; Magnoliopsida; Malpighiales; Salicaceae.